Vanessa tameamea is the source of this 994-nucleotide messenger RNA. It is a transcript of the gene GSTo1, whose product is annotated as pyrimidodiazepine synthase-like. Bases 131 to 895 code for a protein of 254 amino acids. The transcript has 5 exons. Gene Ontology annotation, cellular component: cytoplasm. The record is from RefSeq and is a predicted model, not a curated record. Gene Ontology annotation, molecular function: glutathione transferase activity; glutathione dehydrogenase (ascorbate) activity. Lineage: Eukaryota; Metazoa; Arthropoda; Insecta; Lepidoptera; Nymphalidae. Gene Ontology annotation, biological process: glutathione metabolic process.
GGCAAGUGCAGUUUACGACGUCUGUAACUGCUAUUUUUUUGUUUUAAUCAAUUUAUUAUUUCUCAUUCCGUCAUUCUAAUUAUACAUUGAAUAAAUACUUCCCUACACAAAUAUAAUAAAAAACCUAAUAAUGUCGGAAAAACAUUUGCAAACAGGAGAUGACCUUCCAUCGUACAAUGAAAAAUUGCGGUUAUUUGCAAUGAGAUUUUGCCCAUAUGCUGAAAGAAGUGUUCUUGUACUAAAUGCAAAAAAAAUUCAAUAUGACUUAGUUUUUAUUAAUUUGGAUCACAAGCCAGAAUGGGUUUUUAAUUUCAGCCCCAAAGGAACUGUUCCUGCCUUGGAAUAUGAGCAAGGAAAAGCAAUAUUUGAUAGCAACAUUAUUAAUGUAUACCUUGAUGAAAAAUAUCCUGAGGUGUCCCUUCAGUCAUCAGAUCCACUAAGACGGGCUCAGGAUAAAAUGCUUGUGGAGCAGUUUGCUGGUGCUCAAUCAGCAUAUUACACUGCUGCAUUCAAUGCUCAAGCUCUUCAACCCAACAUGGCUGAAAAUUAUCACAAAGGUUUGGAGCUAUUGCAAAAAGAAAUUGAAGCCCGUGGCACUAAAUUUUUACAUGGAGAUGAACCAGGCCUAGUUGAUUAUACUAUCUGGCCAUUCUUGGAACGUUUUGAAGCUCUACCUUUACUGGGCAAGGCUGAGUUUGCUAUUGACAAGUCUAAAUAUGAAGUUUUGACCAAUUACAUGGAUUCCAUGAAGAAUGUGCCAGCUGUCAAGUCUUAUGCCUUAGCUGCAGAGACUCACGCUAAAUUUACCGAAUCCCGAAUUAAGGGUGACGCUAACUAUAACAUGUUGGACUCCAGUGCAGUAUGCUGCAUGCGCCCAAGGAAGAAGAAGGAAUAAACCAUGAAACUUGUAACAAAUAUUAUGUGUUUAUAAAGUACUUACUCUUGUUAAAAAUAAUGGUGGAUUUAAAAAGGGAAUAAAGAACAAUAUAAAUAA